Molecule: messenger RNA, 979 nt
Organism: Camarhynchus parvulus
Lineage: Eukaryota; Metazoa; Chordata; Aves; Passeriformes; Thraupidae
Product: carnitine O-palmitoyltransferase 1, brain isoform-like
Exons: 9
Coding region: 341-979 (212 amino acids)
Biological process (GO): fatty acid metabolic process; carnitine metabolic process
Cellular component (GO): mitochondrion
Molecular function (GO): carnitine O-palmitoyltransferase activity
Source: RefSeq, a predicted model, not a curated record
AGGAGCGAGACCCCCCCCGGGACGGGGACCUGACAACGAGGCCAAGGCGCUGCUGCUGGGACCCCCCCACAACCGGUGGUUCGACAAGUCGCUGACGUUGGUCGUGUUCCCCUCGGGGCGCGUCGGGCUCAACGUGGAGCACUCGUGGGGAGACCCCCCCGUGGCUGGGCACCUCUGGGAGUUCGCGCUGGCCCUGGACCGGUCCCUGGGCUACGACGAGUCCGGGAGCUGCAUUGGGGAGAGCCAGGGCAGGGCCCCAGAGCCCCCCCAGGAGCUGCACUGGGACCUCCCCCCGCAGGUUUCGGGGGUGCUGCCCCAGGCCCGGGAGCAGUUCCAGGCCAUGGCUGAGGGGCUCCAGCUCCAUGUGGUGUCGGUCGAGGCCCCCCCAGGAACCUCCGGGACCCCCGAGAGCUCCCAGGAGCUGCUGGCGCUGGCGCUGGAGCUGGCACUGGUCAGGGAGCGCGGCCCUGCCCUCACGUACGAGCCGAUCCCGACGCGCCUUUUCCUUGAGGGCCGCGCUGACGGCGCACGCGGCGUGGGGCGGCCCCUGCUCGAGCUGGAACGUGCCCUGAGGGACCCCCAAAUUCCUCGGGGGCGCCGGCGGGCGCUGCUGGAGGCGGCGCUGGCGCAGGCGCGGGGGCGGCGCCGGGCGGCCAUGACGGGGGCGGGGCUGGAGCGGCACCUGCAGGCGCUUGCGGCCGUGGCCAAUCAGAUGCAGCUCCGCCCACCCUUCCUCACAGAGGUGCUGGGGCAGCCCUGGGCUCUGGCGUUUAGCCCCGCCCCUCGGCCACACCCCCCACUGCUGCCCCACCCCCUGCGGCCUGCGGGGGGGGGAUUCAACCCGCCCCACCAGGACGGGUAUGGGGUGUCCUUCACCGGGGGAGGGGACGCCGGCCCCGUCCUUGUCCACAUCUCCUGCAGGGAGGGCUCCCCAAAAACGGACCCUGAGGCCUCCCGACCGCCAUCGGCUGUCACGUGA